AUGCCGAGCAAGCAGGCGAACGAUGUGCUGGCGGUCGAGGAGCUGGUGCACGAGAUUCGCGAAAACUUACGCCUGAAAGCGAAACCCGCCCACCAACCGACGCGGAGUUCGCGGCCCUCGCCCUACCACAUACCGUGCCGCUCGUGGUCGGAACCGGUCUGCGGCGGCGUCGGUGUCCUCGGGGCGGCGGACAAAAAGGUCGUCGGCAAGGCGAAAAAGAAAGACGACCAGACGAUAGACGAUCCGUACGAGUUUCUGCAAACCCUGCUGAAGAACAACAACCUGGUGAAGGAGGCGGUGCGCCGGUUGCAGCACGGGCUAUCGCCCAAGCAGCGCUACUUCUACGAGAGCGACGAGGAGUCGUCGCGCUCGCCGAUCGUGGUCAUGUGUCAGCUCGAGUCCUAA
Molecule: messenger RNA, 405 nt
Organism: Anopheles bellator
Lineage: Eukaryota; Metazoa; Arthropoda; Insecta; Diptera; Culicidae
Exons: 1
Coding region: 1-405 (134 amino acids)
Cellular component (GO): cytoplasm
Source: RefSeq, a predicted model, not a curated record